AUGGCGGACGAUGGCAUGCUCCUCAAUUUCGAGCUUGGCGAUGCGCCCUUGAAGAGCCAAGUCAAAUUCAAGGGCGGUCGCUGGCGCGAUAGGCUCAAGGCGCAGAGGAGCGCCAAACAAUCACACGAAGAAGGUGGCCCCUCGUCAACCCCGCCAAGGCAGAGGACAGGCGCUGGUGGCUAUGAUGCGGGUAGAUUGGCGAAACGGCCGAGGACUGAAGAUGGGGAGUCUCACAGAUACGCAAAGGUACCGAGAACGGCCGAUGCCACCCCCAAGGCACCCAGUCACGCGAUGAAGACCGGCCAAAUCUCCUCGAGCCUAUUCACCUCCAAUCCAUCCGCCGUUACCGACUUCGACCAGCCGCCAGCGGAGGAAGAGGCCGAACCGGCGAAACCAUCCAACGCGCCGCUGUCCGAAGAGGCUGAGAACUUCCACUCCCUGGGCAUCUCGCGCCGCGUGGCCCAGCAUCUGGCGACGAAGCUCGAGAUGAAGGCCCCGACCGCCAUCCAGAAAAACACAGUGCCACAGCUGAUAAAUGGGGAUAGCGACGCCUUUCUCCAGGCUGAGACUGGCUCAGGAAAGACAUUAGCAUAUCUCCUCCCGAUUGUCCAUCGCAUCAUGGCCCUCAGUCUAAACGAGGACGGCACGCCCAAGGAUACCAAGGUACAUCGGAACUCGGGUCUCUUCGCCAUCAUCAUGGCACCCACGCGCGAACUGUGCAAGCAGAUCUCGGUCGUUCUGGAAAAGGUGCUGCGAUGCGCCCCGUGGCUGGUCUGUACCACCGUCAUCGGUGGCGAGAGCAAAAAGUCGGAGAAGGCGAGGAUACGGAAGGGAGUCAACAUCUUGAUUGCCACACCCGGUCGGCUGGCGGAUCAUCUCGACAAUACCAAGGUUCUCAACGUCGGCACGGUGCGAUGGCUGGUACUCGACGAGGGCGAUCGCAUGAUGGAAAUGGGCUUCGAAGACGACAUCAAGACCAUCGUCGGCAAGAUCAGGGCGGACAAAUUGGAGAAAGAGAAUGCCGAGGGUGUUGUGUUGGAUGGCGUCCUUCCUUCGAGGCGGGUGACCGUUCUCUGCUCGGCAACCAUGAAGAUGAACGUGCAGAAGCUGGGCGAGAUCAGUCUGGAGGACGCCAUCCACAUCAUGGCCGCCAAAUCCGAGGGGGAUGGGGACACCGACGCCGCAUUCGCUGCCCCGUCGCAGCUGAAGCAAUCUUGCAUCAUUGCGCCAGCCAAGCUGCGCCUGGUGACGCUGAUUGCUCUGCUGAAGUCGACGUUCGCAAGGAGAGGCUCCGUCAUGAAGGCCAUCAUCUUCAUUUCAUGUGCCGAUUCCGUCGACUUCCACUACCAAUUACUCAAGGACACGAAAGCGCUGGAAUUACCGACCCCUGAUUCAUCACCAACUAGACCGGAUCGCAACCCACACACAGACACAACCGUGGCCCCGGCUGCCUACGUAACAUCACCAGCAAACCCGAAGGUGAUGCUGCACAAACUCCACGGCUCACUGGCACAGCCGGUGCGCUCAGCGACAUUAAACGCCUUCUCCACCUGCAAAGACCCAGCCGUGCUCAUCACCACCGAUAUCUCCUCCCGCGGUCUCGACGUGCCGGCCGUGGACCUCGUCAUCGAGUAUGACCCAGCAUUUGCUGUACCAGACCACGUCCAUCGCAUCGGCCGUACCGCCCGUGCCGGUCGUGCGGGUAAAGCAGUCCUCUUUCUCCUCCCAGGCUGCGAAGAGGGUUACACCACGAUCCUCAACUCAUCAACGCCCAUCGCCCCGCAGCUCUACGAAUCCAUCCUGCAAAAAGGGCUUGCAUCCGUCGUCAACCUCCCCUCCACCCACACCACCUCCGAGACGGACAAGCAGACCUGGUCAUCCCGCGCCGAAGCCCUCCAGCUGCAUCUCGAGCAGCGGCUGCUCGCCAACCCGGCCGCCGCCGACGAGGACGCAGACGACAACAACAACCCCAACCCGUUCAAGGGCAACAAGGGCAACCACAACCACAACCAUCACAACAACAACAA
Molecule: messenger RNA, 2027 nt
Organism: Chaetomium fimeti
Lineage: Eukaryota; Fungi; Ascomycota; Sordariomycetes; Sordariales; Chaetomiaceae
Product: P-loop containing nucleoside triphosphate hydrolase protein
Exons: 1
Biological process (GO): ribosome biogenesis
Cellular component (GO): nucleus
Molecular function (GO): ATP binding; nucleic acid binding
Source: RefSeq, a predicted model, not a curated record